This is a messenger RNA of Drosophila melanogaster (fruit fly), 2870 nucleotides long. RefSeq lists its product as uncharacterized. The coding region runs from base 295 to 2244 and encodes 649 amino acids. Lineage: Eukaryota; Metazoa; Arthropoda; Insecta; Diptera; Drosophilidae. The record is from RefSeq and is marked reviewed. The transcript has 11 exons.
AUAUAAAUAUCCUAGGUAGAGAUCGGUAAUAGGUAUCAUAAAUAAAUUUGCUAUUUUUCCCAGAGUUCAACGUGUUCUUCAAAAUAAUGAAAAUUUUAACAAAAGAAUUUUAAAAUAGCGUUCUGCAGAACAGGCAGAGACAACAUUUUUAAUUGUGUCUUACACAAUCAGUACUGGGCAACCCUUGGACAGUUUCUCAUACCUAUCCGAUGAUCACAGUCAAGUAAAAUAAUUAAAAUUUUAUUUCAGCGACGUCUGCACUUUAAAAUUUACCAGCAAGCCGUUUAAACUAACAUGGACAGUCUAAACCCCCAAAGUUCAAAAAUAUCUUUCGGAAAUGGAUUACCCUUAAAAAAAAAAAAAACUAAGAAAUCAAAAACAAAUGAAUAUGAUAACCAAAAUAUAAAUAUGAAAAAAAGUUUUACGAAAUUCGAUGAUCUACAAAAACGUAAUGUUAUUCAUUCUACAAUACCUGAGAAGGUUGAAAACUGCCACCAAUGCAAGAAACCCGUGUACAAAAUGGAGGAAGUCAUUCUUAGUUUGAAGACAGCAACGACUAUUUUCCAUAAAACGUGCUUACGUUGCAAGGACUGUGGCAAACACCUUAAAUUUGAUAGCUAUAAUGUUCAUGAUGGAAGUCUAUAUUGCUCUAUGCACUUUAAAUUAAUAUUCGCCCCGAAAGUAGUUUACGAAGAAUUUACCCCACGAAAAGCCGAACUGAUAAUACGAGAGAAUCAGCCAAUUAAAUUACCGCCGGAUGUUGCUAAAGCAUCCGAUAAACCAAGUCUUGGCCUUGACGAGCUCCAAGAACUUAAUCUGCGCUCAAAAUUUAAAGUUUUCGAAAAUGGCUAUGAAGAACAUAACAAUAAUUUACGAGAACGUCAAGAUAUUGCUAUUACGCAUAGCAAGUCAAUACAGUCUACACUGACUAAGUUUCAUGGGCUAGGGAUACCUAAUUCAGAACUAACCAAAUUAGACGAUAAAAACAGUGACAAUAAUAGUGAUGGCGAUGGCGACAUGAAUUUUAUGUGCUUAAAAAAGGAGAUCGAAAGAGAAACCCCUGUAGGCUUGGGGGAAGCCAUGAACGAUAUAAGAUCUAAGUUUGAGCAAGGUGACUUAAUGGCAAAGGAAGGGCGCCGCGAGGAAAGAAAACAAGAAAUACAAAACAUACGCUCUCGAUUGUUUCUGGGUAAACAAGCCAAAAUAAAAGAAAUGUAUAAAUUAGCUGUUGCUGAAUCAGAACAACCCGUUACAUCAGUUGGCAAAACCCCAGAUAUUUGUGCUAUUAAGCCCACUCAGGAAAUAAAGAACCGAUUUGAGAACGGUGAAGUUUAUAAAGAUAGUAAGAUACUAUCAAGCGAAGUAAGUUGUGGUAUUCAUGAGGAUGCGGAUGUAUUCGAAUCUGGAAUAAGCAAAGCAUCAAGAAACAUCUUUAUGAAACUAGAUGCAAAUAUAAAAUCGGGUUUAAGCAAUCAUGUACAAUAUACCCUCCCCGAUAAAAAAUAUCAGAUACAUAAUCAAAAAGUGCAGGAGAAUAGCGAUGUUGAAAUUGUCAAAUCCGACUCAAAGCCAGAAGAAGUUAAGGUCGCCACUGAAGAGUUGUCAAAAAAGUUUAAAUUCUUCGAAACAUAUUCUCCGGCCGAAAAUAAAAAAAGGAUAUUCCGCAUGACACCGCCACGUGAGGGCGUUGUAAUGUUUCCACCUCCUGACUCCGAAACGAAUCAACAAAUUAGCACGACUUUAUUCAAUGAUAACAUUUUGCAGAAAACGAAAACAACGUCCACUAUUUUAAAUAAGUUUCGCGAAAUGGAGGAACAAAAAAUGAGUGAUCAACAAAAAAAAAAAAACCCAAAGCCAUUGAAGUGUUUUACUCCACCACCUGAAAUUUCACAUCAAUUUAUUAGAUCAGAUACUGAGGAGGAAAGCGACAGUGACUACGAACAAAAUAGUGAAAACGACGAAGAGUCUGAAAUUAACCCUUCAAACUCUUAUUACAACGAUAAGGCACUUCUCGAGGCGCAAAGUGUUGCACGAGCUAAGCAAUUGAGAGCGAAAUUUGAAAAAUGGCAAAAUAACGAAAUAGAACAAGAAAUAAAGGAAGGUCGCAUUGAUGUAUAUUCACAGCUUAUUUCAAACGAAUCUAUUGAAAGUGCCAAAGCAAUACGGGAACGCUUUGAAAAUAUGAAAAAAUCGGAAACUGCUAUGGAGAACCCAUCAAAAACUCAAAUAAAACGUUUUGUUUAACAUCGUGAUGGUCACUAAAUCCGAAUUAUUUCUAAAUGGAUAUUUAAGGCAAUAUAUUUGCAUUCGUCCAAAAGAUGAUCAUCUGGAAGCUUCAAAAUAAUAUCUUAUAUUUUAUGUCUUAGAUAAAUACAUUUUUGACAUUUUGAAUGUGGCAAAUACAUAAUGAGUAUAAUACUUUAUUCUAUAGCUUUAUCCAUAAAGUCCAAGAAUCGUUUGGCAUAUUGUUCAGGGUCACAGGUUGAUAUACCGUCAACAUUACUGCCAUAUUUAACAGUUUUGGCUGCUUUAGCUGCCUAAAAUAUGCUGUUAAAAUUACAACCUUUCUUUUAAGUAUUAAAUGAAAUACCUGUUUUUUUACUCCAUAUUGUGUAAGAACGUCAAUAAUUGCAAUAAAGUAAAUUUCGCGUUUUUCUGCAAUACAGUUCAAAAUAUACAUUAAUUCUCUAAUUUUAAUACCGGUAGUAUUAGUGGCAAAACGGUAGAAGUGAUUGGACCAAAAAAUUAAAAUGUGCACUAAGAAACCAGUAAUAGAAAUCUCAUUAGUUAACAACUGAAAUUUAAAUUUAUUAAUGGGGUUCUAUUAAAAUAGUUUUUACCUGCAUUGUAUGUCAAAGAACAAAGUAUUU